Molecule: messenger RNA, 801 nt
Organism: Notechis scutatus (mainland tiger snake)
Lineage: Eukaryota; Metazoa; Chordata; Lepidosauria; Squamata; Elapidae
Source: RefSeq, a predicted model, not a curated record
AUGUUUGGUGUGCUGUACCCUACAGGUGUAUGCCAUCUUAGUGAGCCACCCACCAGCUCCAAAUGACCACUUGACACCAACUCCAGUGUCAUACACAGCAGGGUUCUAUCGGAUUCCUGUCCUUGGGCUGACAACUCGCAUGUCCAUAUAUUCAGAUAAGAGUAUCCACCUGUCCUUCCUACGAACGGUGCCCCCUUACUCCCACCAGUCCAACGUUUGGUUCGAGAUGAUGCGCUUUUACAAGUGGAACCAUAUCAUCCUCAUUGUCAGCGAUGACCACGAAGGACGGGCUGCCCAAAAGAAGCUGGAGACCCUCUUGGAAGAGAAGGAAUCCAAGGUCAGUAUCCCCCACGCUCUGCCGCCUAAACUUCUGUGGAUACAGCAGAACCUUUAAAAGUCUCAGGCUUGUUGUAUGUACGUAGAGCCGUGUAUGUAAAACACCUUCUUUCUUCCCAUUGUUAACACGACUAACAUUAUGCUUUAAGCAUCAACGGUGUCUCUUGAGUAGUACCUAACGAAACUUUGUACUCUUAUUCAUUUCACUUGCUUUACCAUGGUCGAAAACCUUCUGCAUUAAAAAAAAACAAAAAAGAGAGAGAAAAAAACAAAAAACAUGCAAACGAAACCGGCAACAACUGUGAAAUGAGGAGAAACAUAACCUGGAGCUUUGCAAAUCCCCCUUUUUCAAUGGCGAGUGUGCUGAUAAAGCGAAAGCUCUCCAGAGUAGCAAGGAAGCUAUCCAAGGCCUCCUGGCUUCUUGUUGGCCAGCUGGGGUCAGAGAGAGAGAAAGAGAGCGUGAGA